AUGGGCACCCUGACCCCCCACUGCUCGCCCUCAGGGUGCACCGAUGACAUUGUCACCAGUGACCACUCUCCCGUCUUCGCCUCCUUCGAGGUGGGGGUCACCUCCCAGUUUGUCUCCAAGAAAGGGCUCUCCAAGUCCUCGGAGCAGGCGCACAUCGAGUUCGAGAGCAUCGAGGCCAUCGUGAAGACUUCGAGCCGCACCAAGUUCUUCAUCGAGUUCUACUCCACCUGCCUGGAAGAGUUCAAGAAGAGCUUCGAGAACGAUGCCCAGAGCAGCGACAACAUCAACUUCCUCAAGGUGCAGUGGUCAUCCCGGCAGCUGCCCACGCUGAAGCCCAUCCUCUCGGACAUCGAGUACCUGCAGGACCAGCACCUCCUGCUCACCGUCAAGUCCCUGGAUGGGUACGAGUCCUACGGGGAGUGCGUGAUCGCGCUCAAGUCCAUGAUCGGCAGCACGGCGCAGCAGUUCCUCACCUUCCUGUCGCACCGCGGCGAGGAGACCGGCAACAUCCGCGGCUGCAUGCGCGUGAGGGUGCCCGCCGAGCGCCUGGGCACCCGCGAGAGGCUCUACGAGUGGAUCAGCAUCGACAAGGAUGAGGCCGCCGCCAGCAAGGGGAAGGUGCCGCUGGGUGCCAGGGCCACCCAGGACUGUGCCAGAUCCUCCACCCGCAAGCCCGCAGCCGCUGCCGAUCCCUCCACCAUUCCCAAGCCUGCGGAGGAGCCGGAGCAGAGCAGCACCAUCCCUGCCCCACGGCCCCCAGCCCCACACCGCAGGGAUGAGCCCGCCCCCAGCCGCCCCAGGCCGGACCCGGAGCCGCUGCACACCAGCUUCAACAACCCCGCUUACUACGUGCUCGAGGGGGUCCCGCAGCGGCGCCGCGCCUCCAGCCCCCCCGCGCCGCGGGACGGGAGCUCCGAGGACGAGGACGCGCUCAACCUCCCCCCGCCCGACUUCCCCCCGCCGCCGCUGCCCAGGGACGCGGCCACGGAGCCCCCGGGCCGGGAGGAGCCGCGGCCCCGGCCCGGCCCCACCGAGGGGCUCCCCCCGCGCCUGCAGCCGGGCCCCGACGGCUCCUGCUCCGUGCUGCAGAUGGCGAAGAGCCUGAGCGAGGAGGAGUUCGGGGCCGGCCCGCGCCUGCCCCACGAGCACGGGCGCGCAGGGGCCGCGUUCCGCACGCACCCCAUCCGGGAGAGCAUCCAGGAGGAGCUGGCAGAGGAGGCGGUGGGUGCCGGGGGUGCUGUGGGGGUCUGGCUGCGCGCCCUGGGGCUGCAGAGGUACGAGCAGGGGCUGGUGCACAACGGCUGGGACGACCUCGAGUUCCUCAGUGACAUCACGGAGGAGGACUUGGAGGAGGCCGGAGUGCGGGAUCCGGGCCACAAGCGGGUCCUCCUGGAGAGCCUCCAGCUCCGCAAGUAGCUGGGAUCCCCCAUCCGGGCAGCAUCCUGGAUCCUGCAUCCUGGAUCCUGCAUCCCGGCAGCAUCCUGGAUCCUGCAUCCUGGAUCCCCCAUCCCGGCAGCAUCCUGGAUCCUGCAUCCCGGCAGCAUCAUGGAUCCUGCAUCCUGGAUCCUGCAUCCUGGAUCCUGCAUCCCGGCAGCAUCCUGGAUCCCCCAUCC
Messenger RNA from Pezoporus occidentalis (night parrot), 1613 nucleotides. RefSeq names its product phosphatidylinositol 3,4,5-trisphosphate 5-phosphatase 2-like. NCBI's taxonomy places the organism in Eukaryota, Metazoa, Chordata, Aves, Psittaciformes, Psittacidae. The transcript is spliced from 10 exons. Gene Ontology annotation, biological process: negative regulation of insulin-like growth factor receptor signaling pathway; regulation of immune response. Gene Ontology annotation, cellular component: cytosol. The coding region runs from base 1 to 1416 and encodes 471 amino acids. Gene Ontology annotation, molecular function: protein binding; inositol-polyphosphate 5-phosphatase activity. The record is from RefSeq and is a predicted model, not a curated record.